ACCGAGGAACAGAAAAGAUAGUGGUUGCAUUCUUUUUUCCUAUUCUGAGUUUCAACCGAGCGAAGCUAUUUUUUCUGAUGAAUGGAAGAGAACAAUCGUUCGCGGUAACAGCGAUCCUUGUCGUCGGCUUGGUGCUCAACAUGAUAGGGGACAGGACCACUGCUUUUCAGUCCAUAGUUCUCGUAUCGAGACCGGGACGACGUAAUCGUGGCAAAUUUCGAACGAAUCAAUGUCAUAACCACAACUUUAUUCACAAUUGUCGUGAUGCCAGUCUUUUUGCAUCACCUUCAGGAAAAGAGGACAUUGAUUUCAAUGACGAACUCGACGAUGAGAAGUUUAAUGAAGUCGUAUCGGAGCAACCUAUCGAAUUUGAGUGGAGGGUUUUACAGCAAGUGAGUUCUAAAAGAUAUUGAGCUCAUUGAACUGGUGAAAAUCACUUCUCAAUAAUGGCGAUAUGAAUUUCGUUUUUUAAUUGAGCGUAAACUACUGUUGCUGCUACUUAAAAAGAUGCUAUCAGGCCAAUAUGAUUCAGUAAAUGAAGUUUGUCGCAGUCAGAAGCUCUUCAAGCAUUAAAACAGUGUAAACCAUAUUCUCAUUCAUCGUUUGUCUAUCACAUUCUAUUCCGUGCCGUGGACAGAUGCUUGGUAUCAAUAUUUUCACCGUCAUAUUGGCGGCACUGAUAGUCUUUUUCCUGAGCAUGAACAUCAUCCUCGGCCCAGGUUGGCUUGGUUCAACCAUUGGUAUUCCAGGAACCGGCAAUAUUCAAGAAGUAUCUCCAACGCUUCCAGGAUCAUUAGACUUGAACCGACCCGAAUAUCGUUUAUGAGAAACGAACGAUCGAAAAAGGUACAACCGCAAUUCGAGUUUUCAGCGAGAUCCAAUCAGUCUUUCAUGAAAAGGUUCCUUUGUUACGAUACAGGAAUGGAGAACCAAAGAGCAAAUAUCCAAACUAGAUUCUACUAGGAUUUCAAAGCGAAAUCUGCAUUUGUAUGUGUGGGCAGACACUUAGAUUUACGAUUGUAGCGUCUCCCUCAGCAAUUUAAAGAGCUGGGCUAAGUGGAAGCGAAGAAAUUUCAUUUCUGUGCCAAAGUGUAUCGAAAGAACGCCACUAGAAUAUUCCACGAAAUUUCAACUUCUCUGUUUUCCAACUGCAAACUCCUAAGAAAAGAAACCAUGCUUG
Molecule: messenger RNA, 1180 nt
Organism: Pseudo-nitzschia multistriata
Lineage: Eukaryota; Bacillariophyta; Bacillariophyceae; Bacillariales; Bacillariaceae
Source: the annotation of a GenBank genome assembly